AUGGAGAAACGCCACGUUGUCAGCAGGUUUACAAACGCCUUCGCGUUCACGCAGCUGUUUAACAUUCUGUGCGCUCCUUGGAACGGACUAAUACUGGACAGGCACAAAUUGAUGAGACGGGGUUUGAAUGCAGCCUCAGGCUCAGUAUCGUCACAGAGACUGGCCGACAUGCAGGCGACGGUCCUCUCUCUCGCCCUCACCGUCAUCCUCUCGGCCUUGUUCUCUCUCACCGCCGCCAUCCCGGUGCCGGAGGUUCAAUACCUGACGUUCAUUCUGUUCAUGAUCAUGCGAUCCUUCCUGUUCGGGGGGCUCACCGCGUUCAUCGCCAUUACGUUCCCUCCAUGCCACUUUGGGAAACUCUACGGGACAACACGGGCGGUGGCGGCCAUCGUUUCCCUGCUGCAAUAUCCUCUCUUCAUCAUCGUUAAUGGUCCCUUGCAGGGCGAUCCAUUGUACAUGAACAUCGCAUUUAUCGUUCUGGUAUCCCUGGCCUUUGUCCACCCAAUCAACGUCUACAUCUACUGCCAGCGGGCCAAGCAGCAGAGGGGAGUGUCAAACCGGGUAUAG
Messenger RNA from Amblyraja radiata (thorny skate), 567 nucleotides. Its product is annotated as solute carrier family 43 member 3-like. The transcript is spliced from 5 exons. Lineage: Eukaryota; Metazoa; Chordata; Chondrichthyes; Rajiformes; Rajidae. The record is from RefSeq and is a predicted model, not a curated record. Bases 1 to 567 code for a protein of 188 amino acids.